CCAUCCAACAACCGAUCGAUAAACCAAAUCAAAUGUUUGGUUGUCAAAACUUGACUCUAGUUUAUAUUAUAAUAAAAAACACUCAAGUAGUAGCAGUUGCUAUUAUUCUAUAUAUCUUGAUUCUUGAUAGUAGUUGUGUUUAAACAUGGCCAACUAAUCUCUUGAAUUUGAGCACAAAAAACAUCAUAUUCCACGCCUUUCCUCUUCUCUGCGUCUGCCUAUCCCUCGCCCCCAAAAAGUUAUGUACUUAGGAGGUGCAUGAUAUUAAUUGUUAUAGUUUAAUCUCCUGUGAUAUGAUGAUGAGAGAAAGAACUCUAAUUCCAACAUUUGUCUUCUGGGCUUUCCUUACAUUAAUCACACCAACACUUAUUCUCUUGUCAGAGAAUUCGAAAGCCGACCUUGAAUUAAAUGGAAAUAUUACAGAGACAAUGAAGGUAAGAAGAAUGAUCGGGCACACACAGAGUAACAUCAUAAGAACAGCACCACUGCCAGCCAAGUCAGUGGUUGAAGACGAACUUGCCCCAGCACCAGCUGCAACCGUAUCAUUAUUACCAUUGCCAACUUCAUCACACUCGCAUCAUAAUCAAACUGAUCUUAUACUCAGCAAUCGCAAUAGCACUGAUUAUGAUGCUUCCAAAGUACAAGUACAAGUCAAACAAAUGUCAAAUUCACAAUUACUUGAGCUUAGUGAAACAACACCAAAAUCAAACGGUAAGAAUAUGUAGUAUCAGUUCACAAAUACUAGUAAAUAUGUCAAAUUUGUCCAUACAAUGAGUCUGAAUUGAUAUGGACCGAUUGGCGUCAAUUGUUCAGCAAACAUAUAGUAUCUUUUAAAGUAAAUUUAAAAAAGAGAAAAUCAGGGAGGGAAUAUAGUUACUUAGCAAUGUAAUCCCAUUGCCAAUUAGUAGUUUUUGAAAUUUUGUGUAUGUAUAUAACUAUGAAUAAAUAACAGUAUACAUAAUAGCA
Molecule: messenger RNA, 966 nt
Organism: Medicago truncatula (barrel medic)
Lineage: Eukaryota; Viridiplantae; Streptophyta; Magnoliopsida; Fabales; Fabaceae
Exons: 2
Coding region: 294-725 (143 amino acids)
Source: RefSeq, a predicted model, not a curated record